CUCCGGCGUGUUUCCUCUGUGCUCAUUUUGUGCCUCCGGUUUUCCUUCUUUCCUGUUUCCUCGGUUUCUUCUCUUCUUAGGGUUUUGUCUCUCUGCGAAGAGAACGUUCGGGGACGAAGAUGGCGAGCGAUGGAGUGGACUACCAGAACGGGAAUGGUGCGGACAUUGGGGCCCCCAAGGCUGUGAGCUUCUCCUCACUCAGGCCUAAGCUUGUGGUUCAGGCGCCCAGGGCGGCCGACGCAGUCGCCUUCUACAAGGCGGCAUUCGGCGCGGAGGAGGUCCUGCGCUCGAACCACCCCAAGAGGAAGGCCGAUCAAGAUCUCCCUCUCAUCCUGUACUCUCACCUUCGCCUCGGUGCCGUUGAGCUUCUCGUUUCCGACGAAACCGAUGACUCUGAAGCCGGGGUGAAGUCGACGGAAGCUCUCGGCGGGACGCCGUUGUUGCUGUGUCUGGAAACGGACGAUGUGGAGGCAGCGGUGGCGAAGGCCGUGCAGGCGGGAGCAGUCGCCGAGGAAGGCGCCGGAGACGGGACGUGCUGCGGUGGGUGCUGGACCAAGGUGAAGGACCCCUUUGGCUUCGUUUGGGCCAUCGGUUCCUCCUCGAAGGCCAUUCCGAUCGAGGCCGACGAAGCGUAGGCCAAGCUUCUCGGCCCUUUCUUUUACUUCUGCUGCUGCGACUUCGUCUUAGGGUUUCGGUUAGAUACUGACUACAGAAAAAUAGUUCGAAGGCAAUCUUCUUAGUUUUAGGAUUAUGGUUCUGGUCCCGCCUCGCCGGGAAGUUUUCCGGCGAUCGAGGCGUCGGGUUUUAGUUGGCUGUUUCUGGUUUAUCUGAACGUGUAGAUUUUGACGGGAGCCCCGCUCGCCGGCUCCCGGAAGUCAAACCAUCUUAUGGAUACGUGGUUUAUUCUCAA
Molecule: messenger RNA, 910 nt
Organism: Nymphaea colorata (pocket water lily)
Lineage: Eukaryota; Viridiplantae; Streptophyta; Magnoliopsida; Nymphaeales; Nymphaeaceae
Exons: 2
Coding region: 120-635 (171 amino acids)
Source: RefSeq, a predicted model, not a curated record